CCCCUUUUGAGCUAAUUGGCAAUAGCUCUACAGAUGAAAACAAAAGAAUGAAUGAUACUGGAGGCAAAUCUGGUCAAGCUGAACAGUUGCCCCAUAAGGAACAUGAAGAAUUUGGUCCACACCAGAGAGACCUGAAUACCCUCUACGUUUCUGAGCAGGAUGUUAAAGAAGCUCUUCUGCAAUAUGUAUCCAGCAAGCAUUUCUAUAGGUCCACCCCUGCAAAGCAUAUGAAAAUCCAGAAUAUUAUCCCUCUCAACACGUAUAGAUAUCGCUUGGAGACCUUCACUGAAUGUCGACAGACACACCGGGCCAGUGAGCUUUAUGAUGGUAGAUUCAUAGACUCCCGUGAUGUUGCGCCCCCUCCUGCCCCUUGGGAUGUAGUGGUGGAUCCUCCUCCAUUGUUCACAGACUGUAAAAUGCAUAUCCCAAUACCACAUACGUAUUCAGUGGAGAAUUGUCCAGACUGCAAAGGACGCGGCACAACUGUAUGCCCAUCAUGUAUCGGAACUGGCAAGAAAACGUGUUCUGCUUGUAAUGGGAGUGGAUCCUCCUGGCAAGAAGAUUUCCAAAUUUGCACGUUCUGUGGAGGUUCAGGAAAGGUUAGUUGUUUCAACUGUCACAGCAGUGGAAUGCUGAAGUGUUAUCGUUGCAAUGGGACUGGCAUCUUACUGUUUCAUACUGAACUAACAAUAACUUGGAAGAACAACAUAUCAGAACAUGUAGUAGACAAGAAUUCAGACUUUCCAAUUUUCCAUUUGCAGGAAGUGACUGGGAAAGGAAUAUUUACUGAUGAGCACUCUUUGGUAUACCCCAUUGUUAAUUUCCCUGAACCAUCUAUUAGUGAGGGUUCACGGGCAUGCAUUGAACAACACAGAAUGCAAUUUGGAUCGGAAUGUCGCAUCGUAAUACAGAAACAAACCAUUGAGGUGGUGCCUGUGUCAAAGGUGGAAUAUGAAUGGAAAGGGAAGCUCCACUCCUUCUAUGUGUAUGGCAAUGAGAAGAAAGUGUAUGCCAAAGCCUACCCAGGAAAAUUCUGUUCAGUCAUGUGAUACAAGGGCAGUGUCUUCAUUCAGCUUCCAACCAGCACGGCCACUCCCAGUUGUUUGCUCUUCAUGGACACUUGCAGGGUUUUACUACUAUCAGAAACUCAGAAUUCUCAGGAUGACAUUCAUGGGUUCAUACACAGGAAUAUGUGGAUGACGGUCAUUCUCUC
Messenger RNA from Gekko japonicus, 1213 nucleotides. RefSeq names its product protein SSUH2 homolog. The coding region runs from base 48 to 1049 and encodes 333 amino acids. The transcript is spliced from 11 exons. NCBI's taxonomy places the organism in Eukaryota, Metazoa, Chordata, Lepidosauria, Squamata, Gekkonidae. The record is from RefSeq and is a predicted model, not a curated record.